AUGGCGCAGCGGCUGUCUCCAGCAUUUUUCGCUAAUGGCCAAUUACGCACUAUUGACGAGUCAUACUUUGUGAAACCUUUAAAGACCAUCCAAAAAGAGGAAAUAUUAUACAACUACGUGAAGGCGGAGCCAUGGGAGACAUUUGUGGACGAGAUUCGUGGUAGCGAUUAUGUCCAGUUGGAUAUAUUCUUGGGCACCGUUUCCUUUGAACAGCAUCCGCUAUGUGGAGAAGAGGACAAAAUAGCUGUGCGGUUGCGCGCGCUUUAUGACGAACAGUUGAAGCGUAUGAAUGAGAUGACGGACACACUUGUAAACAUUGAAAAUCUACCUAGUGGUGCCAACCCCUCCGCUCUUCGGGAGCACGUUGACUUGCUCUAUCGGGAUAUACGCAGAGCUGCUGACAACUUGCAAAGGGAAUACGGUGAACUGGAAAAUUGUCGCAAUCGCCAAGGUUACAGUAUUACUCCGCUGAAAUACGCUACUGAUGAAGAAGAUGAAUCCGGGCAAGUUUGA
Molecule: messenger RNA, 513 nt
Organism: Strongylus vulgaris
Lineage: Eukaryota; Metazoa; Nematoda; Chromadorea; Rhabditida; Strongylidae
Source: the annotation of a GenBank genome assembly